Messenger RNA from Oncorhynchus kisutch (coho salmon), 3156 nucleotides. RefSeq lists its product as uncharacterized. The record is from RefSeq and is a predicted model, not a curated record. The transcript is spliced from 10 exons. NCBI's taxonomy places the organism in Eukaryota, Metazoa, Chordata, Actinopteri, Salmoniformes, Salmonidae. The coding region runs from base 294 to 2498 and encodes 734 amino acids.
AUAGUUCAGUAUUUUGUUGCGGGAAAUUUAAAAAUAUUUUCGUGACUAGAUGGAGUACAGCUACGACUAGAAGGGACUUUUUGCAUCAGGUUAGGAGAUCAAUUUAGCUAACCAUAAAACCUAAACCUGUCUCCUAACCUACCACAUUAAUUAUCCUAACCUGCUACAAAAAAAACGACUUCCGAUCGAAGCUGUAUUCCGCUAGUCAGAGCCCUUGACCCGGAGAGAAGCAAACAAAUGAGGGGAAUACAUUUUUUUCCGUUUUAGUGUUUUGAUUGAUAAAGUCUGACAACAUGGACGACUUCGUAAAAAAUCAAUUUCAGAACAAUGUCAAGAUUUACACUGAUCAUCUGGAGAGAAUCGUUCAGAAGUAUUCAAAGCUGCAUGAUGAUGGGACUGAGGUGAACCUGGAGGACAUAACUCCCCAAGAUGUGAGCCGUUGCAUGUUCAAGUCAGAGUUGGCGCUGUCAAAGCUGGAAUUGUCAAAGAGUGAUGCUGUCCUGGCAGAGCUGUCACUAGGAGAUAUUUCUGAAAUACACAGGCCACAUGACACCACUGGAGACUUCAAGAUGGACAUCUCAUACCACCAGUAUGAUGCCAGCAGUGAUUGUGUCGAUGAGGGUUCUGUAGACACGAGUGCUGUCACUGCCCCCAGUAACGAUUAUGUUAUGCAUCAGGCUGCCGAGAACAGCCACUGGGUGGACAAUUCCAAGGUGAAUGAGACUAGAAGUAACCUGUGGGGGGCACCAGAGGAGCAGGAUGGGGAGCUGGAGCGCUCUCUGAGCGGUCAACGGAGCACUCUACAGGAGCUGUAUCCCAGCAUGCUCAGUCAGAUAGGAGAGGCCUGGAGGCGCCAACAUGUGUCCGACGCGGCUGUAGGGGUGCUAAGGAGGUACCACAGACUCAGGUGGUCGUCUAACAGAAACCUCAACCGCACCUUCAACAGCACCCUGAGACCAGCUCACAGAAAACCUGACCUCAACAUUAGCCAAUCCAUCCUCCCAACAUCUCAGAACACCACACUGAAUGUGAGUAACCCCAAGAGUCCAAAGUAUAACCUCAAAAGGACAAACGGCACCCAUCCUCCUCCACAGACCAAGGUCAUCCUCCAGAAGUGGCCAGCAGAGAGGCAGUCACCCAGGAAGCGGACAAAUUCAGGAAACGGACAACCGUCUCGCCCUUUUCCACUGAUGGACUUCUCCUCUUGUCCUUCCUCUGCAGGCUCCAGUCCUGCCACCUCUGCUCCCUCUUCCCCUCCCUCUGCUCCUCCCUCUUCCCCCCCCUCUGCUCCCUCCUCCCCUCCCUCUGCAGCCUCCCCCCUAAACCAAACCUUCACGGUGUCUAUGUCCUCUGCCCCACCCACCAGGGUUAGGUAUACUACCCUUGUCUUCAGUCCUGACAGAUCUGAAGGCCCUUCCACAGCAGGAGGGUUGAGCAGCCCAUCUCUGAGGUGUGCCGCCCCCAGUCAGAGGAUUUUCACAGCAGUACGCCCUGUGGUCAGUAUGGACAUGUCUUCAGACACAGAGAGGUCUGUCUACCGCUCCUCAGCAGCACAGAGUCCCUACAGAGCCAGACUGCUGAGCUGGGAAGGCCAGCGUGCAUCUCCUAACACUGACCAUAGAAGCCUCAAAUCAGGCGUUGCUGGAUAUCAUCAGAGAAACAUGGUGACGGUGGAACCCAGAUCUUCCCUUGCGUUUUCCCCCUCUUUUCAGAGUCCUCUGUCACCCGGGAAGCUCCACCACCUAGACGCCUGCAGUACCUCCCAACUGAAAGUCCACUCAUCUCGAGUCACCCAUCAGGAGUCUACUGCUGGGGCAGCUCAGCCAAAGCUCCAGCGACACUAUUCCCUGGAUUCAUUCUCCCCAUCCAUCAGUCUAAGGAACUCCACUAAGCAGAUCGAUGAGGACUUCCAGAAGCUCUACCACAAGCUUGUGUGUCAGGGCAAAUACCACAAGCUUGUCUGUCAGGGCAAAUCGGUCCCCUCCUGUCGCAUGUGUGAGAGGAGAGCAGAGACCACCAGAGGCCCCUCCUCCUCUGCUCUGGCUGCCCUGGCCCUGUCUCCUCACCACUCUGUCAUGAGGAAGCGUCGCAGGGAGCUGGUCCAGAAACAUUCCCCAGAGUCCAAACGCUUCAGAGACAACUCCUGCGUGUACUCACCAGGAUCUCUCCGCCAGCGGAGAGAAAUGAUCAGGUGCCAGAAUCACUUAGACAGCCACUUGUCCUCCACCCAGAGGGACAUCUCCUGUGACUCCCACACCUGGAGCCCGCAUAGGGCCAGCCUGUCUCAGAUCCGCCACAGCCCCCAUCACCACUCAGACGCAGCAGUCAGGAAAGCUGCAGGCUCCUGGUCUGGCCUGCAUGUUGAUCAGCCCUCUCCUGCUUGUAGAGUGAAAUACAACAGAUUUGUUGGGAUUCAUCCAGGAAAGUCACCUGUCAAGGCAGAGUGCCAAUGUGGCUGUUCGCCAAGUUUCUCUAGGAGACAGCUUCUGUAUAAAUGAUGUCAGCCCACGAAGGCCUGCACCUCUAGAUGAUAUGCCUGACUGUUAAAUAUGUUGCUGUUUUAUAUAUCAGCUUUUAAAACAGUUCUGAUGUUCCAAUUACUCACUCAUGUUACAAUGAACAGUGUUCCCACAAGGUCUUUUUAUGCCCCCGUGGGAUAAUAGCUGUUUUUUUUGAAUGGAUAGAUGCAUAAAAUAUACUAAAUUACUUUGUAAUAAAAUAAGUUAGAAAUGUUUUGGGCUGUAUGGAUUUAUUUUAUCACUUUAAUUUUCUUACAUAUCACAAUAGGGAAAAUCUAAUUAUGAUCAACAUAGAAAAUAAUCUGAAAUGUACUUUACAGGAGGAUUCAUGUAAAUAAGGGAGACAGAGGAUUCAACUACUUUAAACAGGUCUGCAUAUGUAUUUUCCUAUUGAAAGAUUUUGGGCUAUAUGAAAUGAAGUUUCCACUAAACAUUGUUUAGUCUUGUGCGUCUUACAGCUGAUAAGGCAACUUGUAACAUCUCUCCUAUGAGAGGAUAGAAAUAAGGGGGUGGAACACAGCUACUUUCACCUCACAAAAUGUUGCUUUUCAGUAACAAUGGAAUGUAAUCUUACGUGGAAUGAAAAGGCUGGAUUCAAAUGUAAUACAUUGACAUGCAUACAGUUGUGUUGCCAGAA